Panicum hallii is the source of this 582-nucleotide messenger RNA. Its product is annotated as circumsporozoite protein-like. The transcript has a single exon. Lineage: Eukaryota; Viridiplantae; Streptophyta; Magnoliopsida; Poales; Poaceae. The coding region runs from base 1 to 582 and encodes 193 amino acids. The record is from RefSeq and is a predicted model, not a curated record.
AUGGAGGCGCAGCGGCCGGCGGAGGUGGAAGAGAUGGUGCGGCGGCGGUCGAUGGUGGAGGAGACGGUGGGGCGCCGGUCGGGGGAGGUAGAGGAGAUGGUGCGGCGGCGGUCGGUCCUGGAGGAGAUGGGGGCGCGUCGGCCGACGGAGGUGGAGGAGAUGGUGGCAGCCGAGGUGGAGGAUAUGGUGCUGCGGCAGUCGGUGGUCGAGGAGAUGGAGGCGCAGCGGCCGGGGGAGGUGGAGGAGAUGGUGGCGGCGGCGGUCGAUGGUGGAGGAGACGGUGGGGCGCCGGUCGGGGGAGGUAGAGGAGAUGGGGCGGCGGCGGUCGAUGGUGGAGGAGACGGUGGGGCGGCGGUCGGGGGAGGUAGAGGAGAUGGUGCGGCGGCGGUCGGUCCUGGAGGAGAUGGGGGCGCAUCGGCCGACGGAGGUGGAGGAGAUGGUGGCAGCCGAGGUGGAGGAUAUGGUGCUGCAGCAGUCGGUGGUCGAGGAGAUGGAGGCGCAGCGGCCGGCGGAGGUGGAGGAGAUGGUGGCGGCGGCGGUCGAUGGUGGAGGAGACGGUGGGGCGCCGGUCGGGGGAGGUAG